AAAGAGAGCCAAGAGAAGUGACGAGAGCCCGGCACCCUCCCCCGCCCGUUUCAGCCAUAAAGACAAGUCUCCCCGUGGCCGUCGUGUCUUUGAACCCUUCUGGCCUACUCUAUCUAUCCAUUCAUCUUCCUUUCGUCCUCCAAACGACCCCGACUGACUCGACGUUCCUCACGUUCGUUUCGCCUUCUGUCCAUUUCUUUAAUACUUGAUACCCCCGAUCCAGGUCCCGCGCCCGUACAACUCCGUACGCCGUCUCACCGCAAGACACCCGGCUCCCACAAAACAACUACAACAAGCUUCAAAUCCUUAUUCGGUACUGUCAUUCGUUGGUUAAUCAGUCAACAUGUGUGGCAUCUUCGGUUAUAUCAACUACUUGGUGGAAAAAGACAGGAAGUACAUUCUAGACACACUCGUUAACGGCCUUUCCCGUCUCGAGUACCGCGGCUACGACUCUGCCGGUCUUGCCAUCGAUGGCGACAAGAAGAACGAGGUGCUUGCCUUCAAGGAGGUGGGCAAGGUUGCGAAGCUGAAGGAGCUUAUCGACAGCCAGAACCUCGACCUUGAAGAGACCUUCGAUUCCCACUGCGGCAUCGCUCACACUCGCUGGGCCACCCACGGCCCCCCUUCGCGUGUCAACUGCCACCCGCACCGUUCUGAUCCCAACUGGGAGUUCUCGAUCGUUCAUAACGGGAUCAUCACGAACUACAAGGAGCUCAAGACUUUGCUUGAGGGCAAGGGUUUCAAGUUCGAAACCGAGACCGACACCGAGUGCAUUGCCAAGCUCGCCAAGUACCUUUACGACCAGCACCCUACUGUCGGCUUCACUGAUCUCGCCAAGGCCGUCAUCAACGAGCUCGAGGGUGCCUACGGUCUUUUGAUCAAGAGCGUUCACUACCCUCACGAGGUCAUCGCUGCUCGCAAGGGUUCGCCCCUCGUUAUCGGUGUCAAGACUCAGAAGCGCAUGAAGGUCGAUUUCGUCGAUGUUGAGUACGCUGACGAUCAGCCCCUGCCCGCUGAGACUGCCUCCCAAAAUGUUGCUCUCAAGAAGUCCGCGGCUGGCCUUCUUUCUCCCAACGGCCUUUUGGGCGCUGCCGACAAGUCUCUGCUCCACCGUUCUCAGUCGCGUGCCUUCAUGACCGACGAUGGCAUGCCCAUGCCCACCGAGUUCUUCCUCUCUUCGGACCCGUCCGCCAUUGUUGAGCACACCAAGAAGGUCAUGUACCUCGAGGACGACGAUAUCGCCCACAUCCACGAGGGCUCUCUCAACAUUCACCGUCUGAAAAAGGCCGAUGGUAGUUCCAACGUCCGUACAAUCCAGACGCUUGAGCUUGAGCUUCAGGAGAUCAUGAAGGGCAAGUUCGACCACUUCAUGCAGAAAGAGAUUUUUGAGCAGCCCGAAUCCGUUGUCAACACCAUGCGUGGUCGUCUCGACGUUGCCAACAAGACGGUUACUCUCGGUGGCUUGCGCAGCUACAUUGACACCAUCCGUCGUUGCCGUCGCAUUAUCUUCAUUGCCUGCGGUACCUCCUACCACAGCUGUAUGGCAGUUCGUGGUAUCUUUGAGGAACUGACUGAGAUCCCCAUUUCUGUCGAGCUAGCGUCUGAUUUCCUCGACCGCGAAGCACCUGUCUUCCGUGACGACACCUGCGUCUUCGUUUCCCAGUCUGGUGAGACCGCUGACUCGCUUAUGGCGCUCAGGUACUGCUUGGAGCGCGGAGCCCUCACCGUUGGUAUUGUCAACGUUGUCGGCUCUUCCAUCUCCAUGAUGACUCACUGCGGUGUGCACGUCAACGCCGGCCCUGAAAUCGGUGUUGCUUCCACCAAGGCAUACACCUCCCAGUUCAUUGCCAUGGUCAUGUUUGCUCUGUCCCUUGGCGAGGAUCGCGCCUCCAAGAAGGAGCGUCGCGAGGAAAUCAUGGAGGGUCUUGGAAAGAUUAGCGAGCAGAUCUCGUCCGUCCUCACGCAGGAUCGGAAGAUCAAGCAGUUGUGCGAGGAGAGGUUCAGGAACCAGAAGUCUCUCCUGCUCCUUGGUCGUGGAAGCCAGUACAGCACAGCUCUCGAAGGCGCCUUGAAGAUUAAGGAGAUUAGUUAUCUCCACUGCGAGGCCGUCAUGAGCGGUGAGCUGAAGCACGGUGUACUGGCUCUUGUCGACGAGAACCUGCCCAUCAUCAUGAUUUUGACCCGCGACAAGCUCUUCAGGAAGAGCUUGAACGCCUACCAGCAAGUUGUCGCUAGAAAGGGCAAGCCCGUCGUCAUCUGCAACGAGAGCGACGCCGAGUUCCAGACCAGCGAUGCCGUCAAGAUCGAGAUCCCCAAGACCGUCGACUGCCUUCAGGGUAUCUUGAACGUCAUUCCUCUGCAGUUGAUCGCCUAUUGGUUGGCCGUUAUGGAGGGCCUCAAUGUCGACUUCCCCCGAAACCUUGCCAAGUCGGUGACUGUGGAGUAAGGGAUAAAUGAACGGGGUUGUCGAGCGAUCGACUUGUGCACGAAGAGACGUACGAGACAAGGAAGACAGGUCUUCUGUUGAUGAGCGGAUUUUUGAUAUACCUAUUUGUAAUAUACAUCGUGCUUUGGUCUAGGUGGGCGUGGUGGAGUAUUCUUGCUGGCUGGGAAGCACAUCAACAUCUGACCUGAAAGGAAAGGAAGAAGGAAAAGGCGAAAAGCCAAGGUGCGUCGGGGAGGUCGAAAGUGAAAUGCAAAUCAAGGGAGUCGGUGGGAUGGAACAAAUGGAAUCCGGGAUAUUGUGCUGAUGGCUUGAAGCGUUACUUGUUACUUGAUCUAUUCGUCACAUUCAGGGACGAUGUGAUGGACUGUGAUUAAGGAGUUUAGCUAGUAACAGUAAUGAUAUUACUAUCUUGAUAAUGUACUUGCGAAAGGAGUUGAAUCCGUUUCUGUUCAUGAAGACACGCGUGUUGGACAGUUUAAGGGAAGGAAGUUGACCGUAGUGGGAGCCUGAUAGACAAGCCAAUGCCAUGUUGUGAUAGCGUGUCAAUUCCCAUAUUCCGGAAUAGCAAACGGCCACGAUGUCUUCCGCGUAUGACCCUCUAUUCGUUUGAUUCCAUGAUAUUCCUUUAGGUCUCAUUAUCAACCCCGAGCCCCUACCCUCAAUCUACACGGUGCUGUCUAUAGACCACCUCAAACAGUCUGAGUACCAUAUCCCUUGAUCCGCUCAGCAAAAGCCCAGCUCUGCUUCUCCAGCUGCUCAUCCUCCUUCAGCUCGACGCCAUCCUUCGUCACAACCGCAAUGCUGUACCGAUCCAAGCUCCUCGCGUCGCGAUAAUACAGCACCUUCAUGCACUCCUUGAUAACCUCAACGGCUUGCUCGCGCGUCAACUUGGCCGCAUCCUCCUCCGUCUCCGCAUACCGGCGCAUGAUGGGCUGCGCCAGCGCGCUUCCAAAACCCGUCGCCAGGGAUGGAGAAGUGAAGGAAGUGCCGCGCAGGUCAACGCUGGCCAGGUAGGGCUUGGAGUGGCCGUCGAAACCGGCAAUCAGAAGCUGGUUCCAAAGCGGGUCGAAAUCGUUGCGCCGCUUGUAGAGGAGUUUUUGCAGAUACUUGUGCAGGUUGGCGGCGUUGAGGUGACCCUUGCCGUUGGGAGCAGCAGUGCAGGAGGGGUCCUCGUACGCUUCAUCGAUGGAGAGGUCCGUCAGGUGCCGGUCGAGGAAUUGCAUGUCGGAUACGUCGCCGGAAAAGCCGACGACGGAGGAGUCGAGGAAGACGCGGAGGCGCUUGACGUCGGGGAAGCGGGCUAGGGAGCCGUAGGAGGCAAGGUUAUCCGCGGCCAUGACUACACCAUCCUUGUACUUCAUUGCAAUGACGGAGGUACCCGUCACGAUGGGUGCUUGUGUCGCCUGCUUCGGGCCGCUGUUCUGGAGGUAGGAAUGGUCAUAGGCGCCGUAGACAUCGUCUCUGGGACGACCCCAAGCUUGCGGGCGGUGAUCCAUGGUCAACUAGAGUUGGGAAUCGAGAAUGAUCUGAAGGCGGGGUAUCGUUUCGUAAACAAGAGACGUCGACGAAAUAGUAGAACUCAGUCGCUGUUCGUGAAUGUUUCGCGCUCGCUGAGAAAGUGUUAACGUUGGUUGUUGAAUGUGGGCAAGAUAGGUAGGUAUCGAUAGGAUGGUUUGUUACGUUUGGGAUGAUGGUGUUGACGUGGGGAGCUUCCGCCUGGUUGGCUUGACGUUACGGCUGGAGGAGCUGGCAGUGGCAGGCUGCGCCAUCCAGUAAGCUCCAUCCCCUGCCCUGCAGCUUCGCGUCCAGGUGCUGCCUUCACUCCCGCUGUCCCGCUGUCCACUGUUGGGCUUGGCUUGGCGUCACUGCUUG
Neurospora tetrasperma FGSC 2508 is the source of this 4318-nucleotide messenger RNA. Its product is annotated as glucosamine-fructose-6-phosphate aminotransferase. Lineage: Eukaryota; Fungi; Ascomycota; Sordariomycetes; Sordariales; Sordariaceae. The coding region runs from base 344 to 2446 and encodes 700 amino acids. Gene Ontology annotation, molecular function: L-glutamine:D-fructose-6-phosphate transaminase (isomerizing) activity; carbohydrate derivative binding. The record is from RefSeq and is a predicted model, not a curated record. The transcript is spliced from 7 exons. Gene Ontology annotation, biological process: fructose 6-phosphate metabolic process; UDP-N-acetylglucosamine metabolic process; protein N-linked glycosylation.